Messenger RNA from Spizellomyces punctatus DAOM BR117, 1706 nucleotides. RefSeq lists its product as uncharacterized. The transcript is spliced from 8 exons. Lineage: Eukaryota; Fungi; Chytridiomycota; Chytridiomycetes; Spizellomycetales; Spizellomycetaceae. The coding region runs from base 173 to 1528 and encodes 451 amino acids. The record is from RefSeq and is a predicted model, not a curated record.
GAGAGCAGUGAACGAGAUCUACAUACCCUAGAGUUUUAACUUGAACGCUCUAUAGCUCUUUGACUUUUAAAAAGCAAAUGAAGGGAAACAUCAUCAGAAUCGUACUCUCCAAACGAUAGAACGUGCAGCAUCAUAUACACACGUCUGCAAGAUCAGGGUAGAUCACUCCACCAUGACCAUGCUAUUACGCUCAAGAUUCUGCGCCAAUCUCCGCCUACCCCUCACCCUACCUUCCUCAACUCGCCUCCUCACCACUCCAACAUCUCAUAAUCGUGAACACGGGCAUGCCGGAAGAGUAUGGUCGUGGGGUAUCGGGGUGGACGGUAAACUGGGACAUGGCGAUCAGAGUCUGGUGACGUGUCCUAAAAUUGUGGACGAGCUGGAUGGGUGUCGAGUUCAAGCAGUCUCCUGUGGAGCGACGCAUUCUGUUGCGCUUUUGAAAGGUGUGAGUAACGGCCAGGUGUUUGCUUGGGGCUCCAACUUUUAUGGUCAGGCAGGCUACAUCCCAGAACAUUCGGGAUUUUUUGACGAAGACGAUGACGAUCAAGUUUCGCUUCCCACUCGAGUAAAGGGCGAGCUGACGAACGAGGACGUUGUUGAUGUUGCGUGUGGGGACUAUCAUACCGUUGCGUUGGCGAAAAGUGGUAAAGUCUAUACCUGGGGAGGAGGUCUUCUUGGAAAUGCAAGCGAGCUCAACGACUCCAAUCCCCAACCCCUAACUUUCUUUCACGACAUUGGACGACGUGUCCUUUCCAUAUCAGCUCACGGACCCACUACAGCCGUCCUUGCCGUCCCAUCCGGGAAUCUGACAGCUCCUCUUGAAGUGUAUGCAUGGGGAUACAUUGCUGCCCCCAACGGCACGUUGCUAAAAGCCACCAGCCCCGUGUUGCUCGCAGGGGCGUUAAAGUCGCGGGUUGAGAGCGUCGUGGCUGGGAGAGGGUGUUUAGGUGUGAUAAGUGUAGAUGGUCAGAAGCGGACAUGUACGGUAUUUGGAGUUGGGGGAGGACGAGCGCCGAGAGAUUUAUUUGUAGAGCAAAAAUCGGAGAACGUUGUGGACAUUUUGGAGGGGCAACAGAGCGGGGUGGUGCAUUGGGGAACUGGAAUGAAGAAGAUUGCUUUUGGGGAUGACUUUGGCUUGCUAUUACAAGAGAAUGGUACCCUCAACACCCUUCGCCUCUCAAGCACCGCAACUGUAUCAGAUCCCGAACCGCUGCAACUAACCAACAUUAUCGACAUGUCCAUCGGACCACAGGCAGUCGUCUGUCUUGAUUCUGCAGGCCAGAUAUUUGCCUGGGGCGAUGAGUUCUUGUUUUCCCAAUCUAAACAAGACGAACCAAAGAGCUGGUGGGAAAUUUGGCGAGAUCGGGGACAAGAGCAGCAUAAAGAACAAGUUCAGAAAAAGUCGUUAAUUGACAAGAUUGUGACGGAGGAGCCGAGACGAGUUGGGGUUUGUCAAGGGGCGCGGGGUGUUGCGGUUGGCUGGGAUCACUUUUUGUGUCGUGGAUUGGAUCAAGCGGGAGACAUAUGAUGGUGCAGUUUGGCAGACUUUUGCAGGUUUCGUAAGUUAUUUAGAGCAAGUAGUAAUAGAGGGUGAAAAAGAUGUGAAUUUUGCAACAAUAUCAUGAAAUGGUGAUUGGAAUGUGGUGGUAAUGAUGCCGAGUCUGUUAUAACAUCAAUAAACACCUGAUAUACAUGAUGGAAAGGAA